UUAAAAAGACCAAUGCAAGAAAACAUGUUCUUUGUUCACAUUAUAUAAUGUGCAUUUAGAUUGGUUCCCCUCACCAGCCAGGCACAGGUAAAUUGAAAGGCUCGCUAACAUUAGCAGGUUAGCUAUGUUAGCUAUGACUCAUCAGUGACAAACAAACAUCUAUUUCCCUUUGCCUGUUUAAUAACCCAAACAAAUAACAUGUUAUCUAGAGGUGCCCUUUCUAAAAUGAGCAGUGGCGAAAGUUACUAUAUUCUGUUAUGAUCAAGGAGUUGAUGGUAAGCAGACAGCAUUAGCAAACUGAAAAGUUGUCUCACAUUACGGACAGACUUGCAAUAGGGGUCGUACAGAACAGAUCAACCCAAUAAAUUUGCAGUAAUCCUUACGAUAAAAUGAUAUACCCUACAUAUUUUAACCAAUUUUAGCAACGGCAACAGGCUAAGACACUGUAAAUUAGAAAGUACUCAUUUGAAGACAUAAGGAAUUUAUCAUCAGCUCACUGAAGGACAUUGGGACUUUAUCAUUGUCUUGUUCAAGGACAUUGAGACUUAAUUAUCAUCAUAUGUAAGGAUAUAGGGGCUUUAUUAUCCCUGAUAAUGUUUAGGUUUUUAUACGUAUGAGGUCCUACUAAUCCCAAAUAGCUAGGAGAAAUUAAAAAUGCAAACCAAACAAAAGUUCCAGUCUCAGGAGUUUAAACCACACAUGUUAUUCAGUUUAUAAGCCUAAUAUACCCUCCUCCAUUGAGCAUCCAGCAGUAUUAUAGCCUAAAUAUUGAGAUUAUAAUUAACUGGGUACAAAACUAUUUUUUUCUAUCACACGUAGAUCAUAAAACUUUAACAACUCAUUACAAUCAGUUGAGAAAUAAAAACAGUACACUGCUUUUUUUUAAUAAAGAAAAACUGCAGCUCCUCUGUUUAUUGUUAUUUUACAGGCAAGUCUUGACCUCUCCAAGAUGGCGGAACAGCAGUGAGGCAUCUAUGUUUCUCUAUGUACACACCGCCCUCUGUCGGCGGGGAGUCGCUUAAGACGGCUGUAUUGUAAAAUAUAAUAGUAGUUAUUUUUAAUGAGUUAACGGUUGUUUGUUGUAUAUUAAUUUUGGGUACUGUUGCUGUGUGGGUUGUUUUACAACUCUCACUAUUUAGAUCCUACCAUUUUGACCUCUCCAAGAUGGCGCCGCCGCCGAGGUACGAUCAAGCAGUGAGGCAUCCUCUAUAUUUGUACACUGCCCUCUGUCGGCGGGGAGGCGCACAUGACGGCUGGAUUGUACCGCUGCUCUGCCGUUGUUCCGUUUCUUUUAAAAAUAUCAAAGUAGUUAUUUUCCAUGCGUUAACGGUUGUUUUAUUGUGUACCAACUCUUUGUAUUGUUGCUGUGUCGGCUGUACAACUAUCACAGUUUGAAUCCUACCGUCUUGACCUCUCCAAGAUGGCGGCGACACCGACGUGCGACCCAGCAGUCUGUUUUUAUAUCUGUACACUGCCCUCUGUCGGUGGGGAGUUGCUCAUGACGGCUGUAUUGUACCGUUGUUCUGCCUUUGUCCCGUUUAUUUUAAUUUAAAAAUAUCAUAGUAGUUAUUUUUAUGAGUUAGUGGUUGUUUUGUUGCGUAUUAACUCCCGGUAUGGUUGCUGUGUGGGUUGUUUUACAACUGUCACAGUUUGAAUCCUACUUGUUGCGGGAAAAAACGCAUUUAAAAAUGAUAGCGACAGUUGUUGUUGGGUAGAUUGUUGCACUUUUAGUGGCUAUACCACACAUGUCCGAGGGUAAUGUAGUUUUGCUACGGUUGUGUAUCCCUGUGUGUGUCCCACAGAGCCGUCCUCUCUGCACUGCAGUCAGCGCCACUCGCACAGUUGGCGUAGGAAGGUCACGUUACAAAGUGGGUCGGCACUCGCUGCUGGAGAGAGGAGGACUGCGCAAAAACCACGGCCCGGAUUUGUGCCUGCUUGACGUCAUGGGGAGCCUCAGACCUCUCUGACAGGAUCCAACAACGAGAAGCACCGGGGAUGUGCGAUCAACAUCCAGCGGGCCGGGAGAUGUCGACGAGCACACGGCUGUACUGAGCCGCAUACUCACGGGAGAUUUUCCGCUGUGACGGUGCGGCUGCGGCGCGCCAUGAGCAGAGCGCCUGUCCGCUGUUAAAGGGCUGCUUUCUGCCUCAAAACGAGCUGUUGACCAGGGACGGAUAAGCAGCCGGAGGACUAAUCCCCAGGACGGUCACACAGAUUCACGGCGGGGCUUGGACCCGACAGAAAUGGACAGGGCAGCGCGAACUGGAUUACAUGAUAGGGAAUAAAAGAGACGCAGCGAACAAAGCCAACCUCAAGUGUUAUGCCCGUUAAUCCGUGCGGUCUUUAUUUGACUGGAAAUGGGAGCUUUAACAAGCAGACAAAACAUAGGCGUGGAAGAAGUGGACAUUCCGUCCAGUUCGGUGUACCGUUAUCCACCGAAAUCUGGAAGUUACUUCGCCAGCCAUUUCAUCAUGGGGGGAGAGAAGUUUGACUCCACACAUCCGGAGGGCUACCUGUUUGGGGAAAACACAGACCUUAACUUCCUGGGGACCAGACCUGUGGCGUUCCCGUACGCAGCCCCUCCACCUCAGGAACCAGUAAAGACGUUACGAAGCCUUAUAAACAUCCGCAAGGACACGCUGCGGCUCGUACGGUGCAGCGAGGACCUGAAGCUGCCAGGUGACGAGGCGGCAGGGAAGAACAGGGCCUGCUACAACGUAGAGUUCACCUUCGACGCCGACACGCAGGUGGCCAUAACCAUCUAUUACCAGGCCAUAGAGGAGUUUCACAAUGGAGUGCCAGUUUACCUGCCUCAGGACAGCUCUCUGCAGUCUGAGACGGUGCACUUCAAGCGAGGAGUGUGCCAGCAGUUCUGUCUGCCCUCACACACCGUCAACCUCAGCGAGUGGGCUGACGAGGAGCUGCUGUUUGAUAUGGACAAAGAGGUUUUCCCCAUGGUGGUGCAGGCUGUCGUGGACGAGGGGGAAGAACAUUUGGGCCACUCUCACAUACUGCUGGCUACGUUUGAAAAGCACAUGGACGGGAGCUACUGUGUGAAGCCUCUGAAGCAGAAACAAGUGGUGGAUGGAGUGAGUUAUCUGCUGCAGGAGAUCUACGGGAUCGAGAACAAAUACAACAGCCAAGAAUCAAAGGUUGCCGACGACGAGAUCAGCGACAACAGUGCAGAGUGUGUGGUGUGUUUGUCGGACGUGCGAGACACGCUCAUCCUGCCGUGCAGACACCUGUGUCUCUGCAACGCCUGCGCAGACACUCUGCGCUACCAGGCUAACUGCUGCCCCAUCUGCAGACUGCCAUUCAGAGCUCUGCUGCAGAUCCGAGCCAUGAGGAAGAAACUCAGUCCUCUGUCACCCACCAGCUUUAACCCCGUCAUCACUUCACAGACCUCCGACUCGGAGGAGCACUCAGCGUCGGAGCACAUCCCUCCAGGCUACGAGGUGGUGUCGCUCCUGGAGGCGCUGAACGGCCCCCUCAACACCUCCGUGGUGAAUCCUCCCCCUCUCCACUCCGGCCCCAGCCACGUCUCCGGAGCGCUUCCCCCGUACAGCAGCGAGCCUCACCCGGCACCAGCCCGCUCCCUCUCCCCUCUAGACCACUCCAACUCCAGUCAGGGACUCAAACUCAAGAAGAGUGGUUCCAAGUCACUUUCCCAGAAUUCCUCUGUGCUUCCCGAGGAGGAGGAUGAGAAGUCUUGCAGUGAAUCGGAGGCCUGUCGCCACAAACUCGCCGUGGACCAGCAGGAGAACGGAGUGACUCCAGACAGCGAGAACCUGACUCUGUCCUCGUCUGGAGCCAUCGACCAGUCGUCCUGCACGGGAACACCGCUCUCCUCCACCAUCACCUCCCCUGAAGACCCAGUGAGCUGCAGCCUGGUCCAGUCAGUGAUGUCCAUGGCCUCGUCCCACUCGCAGCACUCCCACAUCAGCACUGACACCAUGUCCUCCAUGUCAGGGUCCUACCUGGCCGGGGCCGAGGGCGAGCCCGGGGUGGACGAGGGGGAAGAUGCUGAGGGCGAGGAGAACCAGGACGCCCCCAUGGAGAGCCGAGGACCGUCGCAGCAGGACGGGGAGUUUUCCCAGGAGCCAAAGGAACAAAACUACUCAGUGGCUGUAGAGGAGCAGGAUUCAGAGGGAAACGAUGUCACUGAAGAGGACUGCUCCUCGCCGUCCAACGGGAAAGGUGGGCGGAGCAGGUGUCCAGAGUUGGCCAAUAACAAUCAGGGCGUCGCCCUCUGUGACACGCCCUCUUUGGGGUUGGAUAAUGAGCAGGCUCCCGACAGCCGAUUCGCCGGUCUGAUGUACCUCGGGGGCUACAGGCCUGUUUUGGAGCCCCUCCCCCACCACACCUCCACCAGCAACAUCAACCUGGAGGAGCAGGGGGCUGAGAACAGGGACGGCCAGAGUCCUAAACAUCCUCGCCGCGGACCACUCAUUGUGUAACACACUCAAACACACCCGCACACACACACACAGACACACACAGACUUCUCCGUCCAGAGUCAGCUCUUCUUACCCUGCCAUAGUGCUGCAUCGCUGGAUACUGUCCUCACUGAGCAGGGAACCCCCCCCCCCACCACCUUCACCUCCACCUGUAUCCGUCUGAACACUUCCUGGAUUGAUUGUCGUUGCUGGAAACUCGUCUCGAGGAGAAAGAGGAGGGAAGAGGAACAGAAAGGCAUCACGUGUCUGUCGUCUGUGCACUUUUAUCUCACAGGAGUUUCUUUGUUUUGUUUAUUUUUUUUGUCUGUGACCUAACUUGUGGGAUUGAUUAGCCUACUACUACGUUAUUAUUUAUUACCUGUAGGUUUAACCAAUGAGAGCUGUGCAUUGUGACACUAUCUCUAGGAAAAUACAUGCUGCUCCUCUUCUCCGUUUUCCUCUCCUCUAUUACCAGCCAAACAGUCAGGGGCUACUGUGAUCGGCAAUCUGAUUUAUUACUAAUGUACUUCUUCUUCUUCUCUCUUAUAAACUGUAUGUUGAGUGAGUGUUCGGACACUGUUUGAAAGUCAGCUCACACCGGACUACCUUACCUUAGCCAACUAAAACGUGCUGACUCUUCUCCUCGGAUCAGGGAGCUCCCGUCUCGCAUGCAGCUUUCGACCUCUGCUGAUGUUUUCCUCUCAUUCCCGCCACGAUUUUUCAAACAACCUGUGCUGAAUGUGAAUACAGAGGCGGUCGGACCUGUAAGGUGGCGUACGAGCCAAGAACUGGUGGCUGGACUGGACAGAAAUGGACUGAAAACAAAAACGUCAAACAGAAUGUAGGACGUGGAUCUGUAAGAAGGGGAAUGUACGAGACAUUUAAAUCGUCGCCUAAACUGGAAUUAAAAAUAAACUUUGAAACUGGUUCUCCAAACACACACACCCUAACCCACACACACACCACGCCAUCCUCUCCUUCUGCAGCUCCAUCUUAGCAUGUCAGUAUUAUCGUAGUGCAACUGGAACAAGUACCACCAAGCAAUAACGAUGCUGAAGCUGCAUCUCCUCCCUUUUUCUCCUGCAGGAGGACGCUCACGUGCAGUUCAAACAAAGACUGUGUUUGCACCGGCCUGUUACAUUCACACAUUUCAACGUUAUUUUUUAUUUUAAUUUGCCAUUGUAAAGGGAGUUAUUGUGAGAAAAGCAUCAUACAGUGAAUUUGAGAUUUAGGCCACACCGUGGUUAGCUGGCAUUUUGUUCAUGCUCAUAUUAUUCUCAUCCCGACGAGCCCUUCUCUCCUCGUUUGUGAAGCUUUUAGUUGUUUUGAUUUUGUAUAACUUUAUUGUAUAGCUCACCUGUUGUUGAUGUUCUCCGUUCCCGUGUUUUAAUUUGUUGCAAAACACUGUGUCGUUUAUUAGAAUGUGGAUCAAAAUAUGUGAAAAAUUUGUAAACGUUUACACACUCGUGCACACGUGCGCGCCCACAUAACAGAUAACUGAAAAGGGACAAUAUCAACAUUUAAUGCACUAUUAGCUGUUUCCUAGACGACACACUUUGCAGUGCAUGAGGCGAUAGUAGAGUAAGCAUGUUAGUCUAGGUCAGCCUGCACCCUCCUGUAGAAUACUUGAUGAUGGAUCACUGCACACACAGAAAACCGGACCAUAUCCUUCUGCAGUGUUAUAUAUCUGUUGCUGGCUCCCUUUUCCCUCGACCCUGAACUGUUAGGGUCAAGAGGACUGCACUACUAUAUCCAAGCUGCAAACAGUCACGUGAUCACAGUCCGAAUGUGUCGAUGAAGCCGUUCUGUGGCACCGGUCGCAGUAUGAUAUCAAAGGAAUGGGUCCCAAAUCUGUAAGACCCCCACUUUUCUAGAAUUAUGAGUGAAAAUGUCAAAGAAAACAUCAAAUGGAUAAUAAAGUUUUUGCAACUAAACGGUCGCUGAGUGAUUUCCUGUUUAUUUUAAAUGGGACAGAUUCAUUAAUCAGUGCAGGGUUUUGUUUCGGUUCACGUGCCUGAACAUGAAACGCUGCUCUCAGAUGUUUCCUAACAUGGUCACCGUCGCUGAAAGCUGCUUCAUACAAUCAUUUUUCAAAAUGUGCUUUGCAGCAUUUUCCCACCACGGAGCUCAGCUUGCAUUUAUGUCACCAGGGCUUAAAAUGACCACCAUUCCCACAGAGGAAAUUUAAUUAUUCAUCUGAUUAGCAUUAUAUGCAUUUGACUCAAAAUGUUCUUAUUAAACAGUUUUAUCAGUCCCCUUCUCUCCAUACGCACAUUUUCUUCCCACUUUAAUCUCCAGUUACCGAAAUGUAAUUUAAAAAGAAAAACAGUCAUGGUAAAAUGUCAAAACAAAGCAAAACAGAAAAACAAAAUGGCUGCCUUUAACUUCUUUAAAGGGAUACUGUUACUUUUUUGUUUAAAGCUGCACUUAUCAAAGAUUUAUGUUAACAACAGAUCAGUGUACUGUGUGUAAUUUAAUGGUCAACCGCAGAGAAUUAUCACUGACUGUAGUUUCCCUUCAGCUUCACAGAGCGUUUUAGCAUCUUUCCGCUUAUUGUUUUGGUUCUACAGCUCCAACUUAAAUGUUUUAAAAAUCAUCUGUACACUACCUGCUCAACACCACCUGGCAGACAGACACAGUUAGAGACAGACGGGUGAACAUAGUGGAGCACUUAGCAGCUAAAGAGACAGAUAUUUCCCUCAGGAGUUGGUAGAGACCAAAAACGGAGCUAAAAGACAGUAAAUAUUGGACUUUAAGGGUAACUUUGGUAUUUUGGAACCUGGACCCUAUUUUCCCAUGAGAUUAAUGAGAAGAACAGUUUUUAAACUUGUCCAGUAUUGAGCGAAAACAGGCUGCAAUGUAACCAUGUUCGCACAGUCAGUAUACGUCCAUUAAAAGUGUUUGUUUUUGCCACUGACAGGCUCAGAUCAUUAUUCUAAGUGUCUGACAACAUUAUAAAGAUGAUCCUACAGAGACAGACAUUUUUGUUGAAGAGUGAGAUCCUUUUUGUUGAACCAGUUUUUAUUUCAAACAAACUAGAGUGGUGAUCGUUGGAACAGUGGAAAGGUGAACUAAGACAGUUUUACUUUGUAUCUAUUGACUUUGAAUGAAGCGUGUUUUACGAUGAUAAAAUGACUGUUUAUUUAAAUGGAGUCUGGUGGGUUUGGUGAUAGUGAUUUCCGGGCUGUUUCUGGUUGAACAAAAGGGUCUGUUUCUGUAGAGAUCCUUUCCAUAACGUUGUCUGACACUUAUAAUAAUAAUCUGAGCCUGUCAGUGACAAAGACAAGCAGUUUUAGUGGCCGUACAUUGACGGUGCCAACAUGCCCUGGGUGGUGACAUUAAACUGUUGUUCCCAUUAAUCACUUAGAAACAAAAACAGAAGUUACACUUUAAAUUAAUCAGGAACAAGCUUCCCUUCGUUCAUUUACAACUUCAGAUUCACUAGAAAUAAUGAAUCCAAAGUCUCUGGGUUUUGAGUGAGUUGCAGUCGUCCUGUCAGAGACCUUUUUCACAAUGGCAUUUUGACAUGUCAUAGUUGGAAAAGCACAGGUGUGUUUAAUAAGAUUUAAUAUAGCUGCAUCCCACUCAGUGCAGGCCCUGGUAUGGUGCAUGCUGGCUCACUGGAAUAGCUCACUGGGAAACUUAAUGGAACUGAGCCAUCGUUAAGGUCACCAGCUCCAUCUGUGCUUUUCCUACUAAGACAAGUCAAAAUGUCUGCUGUGUGAAAGAGGUCUAUUUAAAUGCCUGGGGGCAGCUUCAGCAGGCAGCUGACGUCAGGGUCUCAUGUCCCAACCUAUGGUCCCAACAAGGCCUCUUAUUUUACUGUCUGUGUCGCCAUCUGGUGGCUGAAAGUGGUACUACGCUGACACCAGACUAAAGUCUCACCUUGCAGAUAUUUAUUGAGGUAGUAGGUCUGAUUAAUUCCAUUUUACCUGACAUCAGAUGAGUGUUAAAGUUACCUGGGAGGCACAGAUGGUAAACAAAUGGGCUUAAAAUCACCAGUUUUAGGAUUUGGCUCCCAUUACUUAAAGCUCUCUAAAUUUGUUCUGCUUCAUUAUA
Molecule: messenger RNA, 8495 nt
Organism: Epinephelus moara (kelp grouper)
Lineage: Eukaryota; Metazoa; Chordata; Actinopteri; Perciformes; Serranidae
Gene: rnf157
Product: ring finger protein 157
Exons: 19
Coding region: 2358-4457 (699 amino acids)
Biological process (GO): protein ubiquitination
Cellular component (GO): cytoplasm
Molecular function (GO): ubiquitin protein ligase activity
Source: RefSeq, a predicted model, not a curated record